UGUGCAGAAAGAAGGACACCAGGACAGUGGAAUCUAUGUCAUCUACCCGCAUGAGAAUGAUGGCGGGAGAAGCAUCGGGGUGUUUUGUGACAUGGACACGGAUGGAGGAGGGUGGACAGUUUUCCAGCGUCGCCGGGAUGGUUCUGAGGACUUCUACCGGGGCUGGUCUGAUUACAAGGCUGGGUUUGGCAAACUGGACGAAGAGUUUUGGCUAGGAAAUGACAUGCUGCACCAGCUGACCAGCCAAGCCCAGUAUGAGCUGCGGGUUGACCUGGAGGACUUUGAGGGGAACAGUGCGUAUGCACAGUACCAGGUCUUUACUGUGGGGAGUAAAGCUGACCAGUACAGACUGAAUGUUGGGGGAUACAGCGGGACAGCAGGAGACUCCAUUGCCCCUGCACAUCAUAAUGGGAGUCCAUUCAGCACAAAGGACAGGGAUAAUGAUGCUAGUUCUGCCUCCUGUGCCCAAAACUACAAGGGAGCAUGGUGGUAUGGUAACUGCCAUAUGUCCAACCUGAACGGCCUGUACCAUGCAGGUUCCCACACUUCCAAUGCACACGGAGUCCUCUGGUACACCUGGAAGGGCCACCAGUACUCUCUGAAGCACACCGAGAUGAAGAUACGCCCCAUAACUAACUAAAGUAGUGACAAAUUGUGAACUUGCUUGGAACACUAACGGUUGGUCUUCUACAUUGACAAUGUAUACAUUUUAUUCCUAAGC
Molecule: messenger RNA, 721 nt
Organism: Branchiostoma floridae (Florida lancelet)
Lineage: Eukaryota; Metazoa; Chordata; Leptocardii; Amphioxiformes; Branchiostomatidae
Product: ficolin-2-like
Exons: 4
Coding region: 92-640 (182 amino acids)
Source: RefSeq, a predicted model, not a curated record